Molecule: messenger RNA, 888 nt
Organism: Indicator indicator
Lineage: Eukaryota; Metazoa; Chordata; Aves; Piciformes; Indicatoridae
Product: ferritin heavy chain
Exons: 4
Coding region: 168-716 (182 amino acids)
Biological process (GO): intracellular iron ion homeostasis; iron ion transport
Cellular component (GO): cytoplasm
Molecular function (GO): ferric iron binding; ferrous iron binding
Source: RefSeq, a predicted model, not a curated record
GUAGCUCUUCUCCACAGCGCUUCGGCGAAGCUGAGCCAGGCGGGUUCCUGCGUCAACAGUGUUUGGACGGAACCGGCCGCGCUCGGACCCGCCGCUGCCUUCUCCAUCACUACCACUGCUACAACUGUUUAACCGCGCACCGGCUCACCUCGCUCAAACCAGCAGCCAUGGCAGCGCCUCCAUCCCAAGUGCGCCAGAACUACCACCAGGACUGCGAAGCCGCCAUCAACCGCCAAAUCAACUUGGAGCUUUACGCCUCCUAUGUGUACCUCAGUAUGUCCUACUAUUUUGACCGGGAUGAUGUGGCCCUGAAGAACUUUGCCAAGUACUUCCUGCACCAGUCCCAUGAGGAACGGGAGCAUGCUGAGAAGCUGAUGAAGCUACAGAAUCAGAGGGGAGGACGCAUCUUCCUGCAGGACAUCAAGAAGCCUGACCGUGAUGACUGGGAGAAUGGCCUGACUGCCAUGGAAUGUGCCCUGCACCUGGAGAAGAAUGUGAACCAGUCACUGCUAGAACUGCACAAACUGGCAACUGAAAAGAAUGACCCACAUUUGUGUGACUUCAUUGAGACUCACUACCUGGAUGAGCAGGUAAAAGCCAUCAAGGAGCUGGGUGACCAUGUGACCAACCUGAGGAAGAUGGGGGCACCCAAGUAUGGCAUGGCAGAGUACCUCUUUGACAAGCACACCCUUGGGGACAGUGACAAUGAGAGCUGAAGGCUUGCCAACAGCCACCCUCUGGGUUUCAGUGGGACUCCUACCUUACUGUCCAGCCAUGCAUGCAUCUUCAGCUAUCUAGAUCAGCAGUUGUCAUACUCUGUACCAAAUACUACCCUCUCCUCUUGUCUUGUGUGUAUUGCCCUCCAUCCAAUAAAGUGACUUGGUUCAA